CUGUACACGAGGUCAAACUAGAGAGCCACGAUUGUCUCCUUAGCUUGAAAAGCUAUUAAUUCAGGAUUGUUUUCCUCUGGGCCUCUGCUUCUGAGCUAUGCAGAGCUCUAGGGAAUGAGUCCCGUAAUCCCUUAGACUAUUGACACUGAUAAAUCACCUUACUGCAGCUUCUGAUCUUUCAUACCAGGGAGCUCAACGUCAGCUACGGCCAGUUCAUCUGUAGACAGAAAUAGGCUUGAAUCCAAUCAUUGGUGUCUUUGUCAUCUAGAAAGUACAGCAGCAAAGGAAAGAGAGAUUAAAUAGAUUGAGGGCUGUGUAAUGAGCAACGAAUCCUGGCACGGGAAGAUCAAAUGCAACAAAAGCUUGUGGAAAAGACGAAACUAAACCCACACCAGUGCAGUAAGUUGCUUCAAGUCUGAAUACAUAAAAUGGGAAGCUAAAGGCCUAAAGAAAGCCAACGAGAUUGAAAUUCUGUGUUUUUGCCAUGGUGUUGCAAACUUAAUCGAAGUGUGGUGAACAAAUGAGCAGAGCACUGAAGUAGUUAAAACUCUGCUUGUCGUCCAGGUGGCUAUGACAGAGCUUGAUUACACAGAGCACAAGCAAUAGAGACGUAGUAGUAGCACGCCCUUUUCACAUCGAGCUGACUAUCCAGCUGGUAUGAGGCACCGUAUGUUAGUUCGCAAGUAGGUGGCCGUCAGGCUGUGGGCAAACCUUGGGUGUGGGAUUGGUACAUACAACCUGGCACUUGUACAUAGAAGCCAACAUUUCAAUCAAAAAAGAUUUUUGACUCAAAAUCUGGCACCAGUCAGAUGCUGCGUGUGUUUGAAAGUGUUUGUGCGAUGUUUUUGACAGGAGAAUCUGAGAUUUUAUCCGUGCUUAUCUGAUUGUGACUGCUCCCCCUGUUCUCUCCUCCACAGGCAUCCCCCGAUGGACUGCAAACUCAAUGUUCAACCAAACCUCUGUAACUGAAUUCCUCCUGGACUUUUCUGACAGCCAGGAGCUGCAGCCUUUAAUUUUUGCCAUCUUUCUAGCAGCGUACCUGGCAGCUCUGAUAGGAAAUCUACUUGUGAUCAUGCUGGUGGCCCUCGACCACCACCUUCACACUCCCAUGUACUUCUUCCUGAUGAAUUUGUCCAUCCUAGACCUUGGAACCAUCUCUGUCACUGUUCCCAAAUCCAUGGCUAAUUCCCUGUGGAACACCAGGUCCAUUCCCUACGCUGGAUGUGUUGCCCAAGUUUUCUUCUUUUUCUUUUUUGUUACAGCCAACUUUGCCUCCCUCACCAUCAUGGCAUAUGAUCGAUGCAUUGCCAUCUGCAAACCGUUGCACUACGAGACCAUAAUGAACAGAAGAGCUUGUGUCCAGAUGGCAGUCAGUGCAUGGGUCAGUGCCAUUCUCUACUCCUCACUGCACACUGGUAACACUUUUCGGUUACCUUUCUGCCACUCCAACAUCAUUAAGAAGUUUUUCUGCGAUGUUCCCCAGCUGCUCCAGCUCUCCUGCUCUGACUCAUAUCUCAGUGAAGUUUGGCUUCUUGUCUUUGGUAUGUCUUUAUAUUUUAGUUGUUUUCUUUUCAUCAUUGUAUCAUAUGUUCAGAUCUUCAGUGUGGUACUGAGAAUCCCUUCCAAGCAGGACCGCCAGAAAGCCUUCUCCACCUGCAUUCCUCACCUGCUUGUGGUCUCUUUGCUUAUUUUCACUGGCACAAUUGCAUACACGAAGCCCACAUCCAACUCCCCAUCAGCUCUGGAUCUCAUGGUGACUGUUAUGUAUGCUGUACUGCCUUCAAUGGCCAAUCCCAUCAUCUACAGCAUAAGAAACAAGGAAAUCAAAGCUGCCCUUGGGAAAUUUAUUGGACGCAAAUAAUUUGCUUGGAAGAAGGUGUCCAUCUUUUUCUAAUGUGUCAUUUAAUUAUCUUUUUCUGCAUAGAUGUAUUUAGCUGGCAGAUGUCUUCACCAAAGUACAGUAGCGCACAAUUCAGAGCAAUUCCCCCAAAGUUAGUAAAGUUUCUGUAGAUUUAAUUCCUCUUAAUUAUAAUUAGACUUUCUUGACUUAGACGUUUAUAUUAUGUCCUUUCCCAUCUCAAAAGAGUUUGAUGGCUAAGUGCUCAAAGUGUUGCUACAGCUCUACUGAGUUAAGAUUAAGCCUUACUCUGCCUUUGUGCUAAUGCUCCCCCUAAUUCAAUCCACCUGUCAGUGUGUACUUGGUAAAUAGUCCUGCACAUUGAAAGGUGGCUGGAUGGGAUGCUAGUCAUAUAGCUUCCUUAUGUACUACUACCUACAGAAACUGGUGUAGCUUAGCAGUGCUAACCCCUGAAACUACUGGAUCAUGAAGACUUAAAAGCCAUCACUGCUAAUUCACCACCUGCCUUGUAAAAUCAACAGCAGAGCCAAAUACUUACUGGAUUUCAGGGAAUCUCUACUAUUCUGUGGUGUGAGACUUCAUCUCUGGGUCUUAAAUGCAUACCCUCCAUUAGUCGGUCACUGGGCUUUUUCCUUCAGGGCAGGUAUUUGGAAGUUCUUAGGAAGAUGGAUGCAUGCAGGUGGGGAAUGGGUGAUGUUUGCUUAGAUGGACUUGGGCAGGAUUUCUCAGCUAUUAUUUCCUCGUAGCAUUGUUUUCAUUUUAAAUGAGGGAUCCCAAGACAGAGAGGGGGGCUCUCUCUCCACAAGGAUGAAGAGUGGAAAAGAUGACUAGUAAUUUUCCACAUCCCUGCUUGACGGCUAGAAAAUGGCAUUCAGAGGUUUGUUUUUGGGAUCUGGCUUGCAGGUAUAUAUACGUAUAUAUUAGAAUAAUGCUUCAGAACAGUAGCAAGGGUUAAUUGAUUUCUAAAUGCCUGGUUUUCCCACAUUUUCACAGCCUUCAAGGCAGACAGGGUGUCUAGCCCAGGCAAGCAACAAGGCCAACAGAUAUACAUAUAGCCUGGAAAAUUGUGGACAUGUACCACACCGUUCCAUAACAUGAGAUAAGGUGGCACCAGCUCACAAAGCCCAAUAGUGGGGGGCCUAAGAGUUCCAGUUCUUGGGGAACAGACCAAAUUAGGACACUGGAAAGCCCAUAUUAGGAUGCAUGCAUGUGAUGGGCCUGUGAAACAAAAGAAUAUGCUGACAGGCAAUGUUCCCUCUAAGGAGUAGUGGUCCAUGAGUACACUGCUUCAGUCCAUGAGUGCGCUGCUUCAGUGCCACCUCUCCCUUCCGGUGCGGUGUGGUCCGCCAGUACGUGUCCCAAAAUAAGUGUCCAGGUGGGAGCGGGCAGGGUUCAUCCAUCACCCUUCUCCAUGCUAACUGCUGCCCAGAGCAGUGGAGUGGAGUGCUGUGGCCCAGCCAUGGGCCAGACACAAUCAAU
Molecule: messenger RNA, 3337 nt
Organism: Alligator mississippiensis (American alligator)
Lineage: Eukaryota; Metazoa; Chordata; Crocodylia; Alligatoridae
Product: olfactory receptor 14A16-like
Exons: 1
Coding region: 944-1861 (305 amino acids)
Biological process (GO): G protein-coupled receptor signaling pathway
Cellular component (GO): membrane
Molecular function (GO): G protein-coupled receptor activity; olfactory receptor activity; odorant binding
Source: RefSeq, a predicted model, not a curated record